Molecule: messenger RNA, 2065 nt
Organism: Leptonychotes weddellii (Weddell seal)
Lineage: Eukaryota; Metazoa; Chordata; Mammalia; Carnivora; Phocidae
Source: RefSeq, a predicted model, not a curated record
UUCUGCAACAUUGUUUGAGAAGACAGAAUGAUUCCUCUGUCUCCUUUCUGAUUCUUACAGCACAUCUGGGAAAUGCAGACAUGAUCCAGCCGGGGCUGAUUCCUCUGCAGCCCAACCUGGACUUCAUGGACACUUUUGAACCCUUCCAGGACCUCUUCUCUUCCAGCCGCUCCAUUUUUGGUUCCAUGCUGCCUGCUCCUGUCUCAGCACCUGCACCAGAUCCCAACAGUCCACCUGCUCAGGAGAGCAUCCUGUCAUCCACCGCUCUCCCCACCGUGAGCCUCCCUGAUGGCCUCAUAGCAGCUCCUGCAGCCACCACCCUGGACCCCACGGAUAGGCAGGGCUGUGAACGAGCUCCCCGGCCUGGAGACCCCUUUAUCCAGCCCACAGACUUCGGUCCUCCUGCACCACCGCUGAAUGUCCCUCAGCCUUUCCUCCCUGUGUUCACCAUGCCCUUGCUGUCUCCCAGCCCUGCCCCAGCACCUGCUUCCCCUGCCCUGCCUCUAGCCCCACCACCCCCUGCCCCUGCCUUGAGCCCCUCGGCUCCACCUACCUUCCUACCGCCGAAGUUUGCUGGAGCCAGCAAGUCGCCUCCCGUCAUCACACACACGGCCUCUGCCACCCUCACCCAUGACGCGUCUGCCACCACCUUCAGCCAGAGCCAGGGCCUUGUCAUCACAACCCACCAUCCCACGCCCUCAGUGUCCCCCUGUGGCCUGGCGCUGCCUCCGGUCACCCGGCCGCCAACUGCCGGGCCUCCCCAACCCUGUUUAACUUUUGUGCACCCCAAACCUGUCUCUUUGACUGGGGGGAGGCCCAAGCAGCCCCCCAAAAUAGUGCCUGCUCCCAAACCAGAGUCUGUGUCCGUGGUAUUGAAGAAUGCUUGCAUUGCCCCAGCUGCCUUUUCAGGACAACCACAAGCAGUGAUCAUGACAUCAGGCCCUCUGAAGAGAGAAGGGAUGUUGGCUUCUACCGUGUCGCAGUCCAGUGUGGUCCUCACGCCUGCUGCCAUUGCCCGGGCUCCUGGAGUCACGGAGUUCCACAGUGGCAUCCUGGUGACAGACCUUGGCCGCACCACGAGCAGCCAGCCGGCCCCUGUCUCUCGGCUCUUCUCUCCAGGCGCUGUGCAAGACUCCCUGGUGAAGGGCGAGCAGGUCCCUGCCACGGCUUCCAGUCGAGAUUGCCCAAACUCAGGGCAGGCCUCUCCAUGUGCUUCAGAGCAGAGCCCCAGUCCCCAGUCUCCUCAGAACAACUGCUCAGGGAAAUCUGCAGACCCCAAAAAUGUGGCUGCUUUAAAGAACCGGCAGAUGAAGCAUAUUUCAGCUGAGCAGAAAAGGCGCUUCAACAUCAAGAUGGGCUUUGACACCCUCAACAGUUUGAUCUCUAAUAAUUCCAAGCUGACCAGCCACGCCAUCACGCUGCAGAAGACCGUGGAGUACAUCACCAAGCUGCAGCAGGAGCGGGGCCAGAUGCAGGAGGAAGCCCGGCGGCUGCGGGAGGAGAUCGAGGAGCUCAACGCCACCAUCAUCUCCUGCCAGCAACUGCUUCCUGCCACGGGAGUGCCCGUCACCCGGCACCAAUUCGAUCACAUGAGGGACAUGUUUGAUGAGUAUGUGAAGAGCCGGACCCUACAGAAUUGGAAGUUCUGGAUUUUCAGUAUCAUUAUCAAGCCGCUGUUUGAGUCCUUCAAGGGGAUGGUGUCCACCAGCAGCCUGGAAGAGCUGCACCGGACGGCGCUGUCCUGGCUGGACCAGCACUGCUCCCUGCCCGUCCUCAGGCCAAGUACCGAGGCCCGUCAGGACAAGGAUCUGGUGCUGAUGGUCACUGCCAUGCCCAGCAUGGAACGGGCGCAUGGCAGGUGCACAGAAAAUCUCCAGUAUACACAGAAGUAGAGGGGAUAGUACAAGGAGCCCCCACUUACUCAUCAUCCACGUUAACAACUACCAACUCGGGGCCAGUUUUGUUUCGUAUGUACCUCACCCCCGCCCCCAUUGUUCUGAAGCAAGUCCCAGACACCAUAUGGGUUUCAUUUGUUAAUAGUAAAUGUGCUUCUUAGUACCGUUUA